Molecule: messenger RNA, 989 nt
Organism: Solanum dulcamara
Lineage: Eukaryota; Viridiplantae; Streptophyta; Magnoliopsida; Solanales; Solanaceae
Product: transcription factor MYB35
Exons: 4
Coding region: 90-989 (299 amino acids)
Source: RefSeq, a predicted model, not a curated record
UUAAUGAAAAUUACAUUACCCAUUGUUAUCCAUAUAUCCUUCUUUCUCUUUGGUACUUGCAAAUCUUAAUAUUGUUUGUUUAUCAAAAAAUGGGACGGCCUCCUUGUUGUGACAAAGCAAAUGUAAAAAGAGGACCUUGGACAGCUGAGGAAGAUGCAAAAAUCCUUGCUUAUGUAGCCACUCAUGGAAUUGGCAACUGGACCUUGGUCCCUCAAAAAGCAGGUCUGAAUAGGUGUGGAAAAAGCUGUAGACUGAGAUGGACCAAUUAUCUACGUCCUGAUCUUAAGCAUGACAACUUCACACCUCAAGAAGAAGACUGCAUCCUUGAGCUUCACAAAACCAUAGGUAGCAGGUGGUCUUUAAUAGCAAAGCAAUUACCUGGGAGAACAGACAAUGAUGUCAAAAAUUACUGGAACACAAAGCUGAAGAAAAAGCUAGUGACCAUGGGAGUUGAUCCAGUAACACAUAAACCUUUUGCUCAGGUCUUUGCUGAGUAUGGUAAAAUUAGUGGGAUCCCAAUUCAAAAUGCAAGAAAUCAUAUCCAAUUUUCCAACAAUACCACUGAAAAAAAAGGGGUCUUUAUGGAAUCAAAGCAAUUUCCAUUCUCAAAUGGAACUCCCCAUGAUAAGUUUGUUAACAACAUUAUGAAUGACCAGUUGCAAGAAAACUACAUAUGGGAUUCUGAGGAGACUCUUCAAACACAUAGUUUUAGUGAAGUCCCCCCACUGAUUUCGUCAACAACUUCUUGUAAUCCCACACUAUACAGCUAUCCUUCUUUCUCUUCUGUGCAAUCUCAGGUUCCGUCUUCUUCGUCUAUGUGUACUUGGAAUGAGUUUAUACUUGGAGACUCUUUUACAUCAUCAAUGCAACCUGUUGAAGAAGCCACUUGUUCCUCUGCAAUGGAUUCGUUCGUGGACACUAUCUUGGCUCGUGACAAGCAAAUUCUAAUGGAUUUUCCACCACUUCUAGAUGUAUACCUCGAUUAUUGA